GGUCCGAGGAUUGUUUGAUGUACUUAUAGGGCAACAGUUGUCUUGCAAAACAUUUGUUGCAGUCUGACUAGCAACUUCCUUCCGAAAAGCCAAAUGCCGCGUUUCACGCUCGUGCUCGCAUGCACGCUCCUCUGCGCGACUUUUGCCAGUUGCCAGUCUGCAAGCCGCUGUAAAGCCUUUCCAGGAGAUGAGGCAUGGCCAUCUGAAUCUGAAUGGGAUGUCUUCAACACAACAGUAGGCGGGCGCCUAAUCGCGACUGUGCCGCUCGGGGCGCCGUGCCACGGAUCGGAUUUUGACGCCACUACCUGUAACGAUCUAAAGAGCCAGUGGCAGUAUGAGGAAAUUCACUACAACUCCUCCUCAUCUGUAAUGGCGCCGAUCUUCGCCAAUCAGAGCUGUGAUCCUUUCCAGCCUCGAGAGCGCCCGUGUGAGCUCGGCAAUUACGUGCGAUAUGCUGUGGAUGCCUCUGGAGCUUCGGACGUGCGACUAGCAAUUGCGUUUGCUGCUUUGAAGAAUCUUCGUCUCGUAGUUCGCAACACUGGCCACGACUAUCUUGGUCGCUCUACUGGGGCGGGCUCAUUGGCCGUAUGGACACACCACCUCAAAAACAUCGAUUUGAUCCAAAGUUACAACAGCUCAGAAUACAGCGGCCCAGCCUUCAAGAUCGGCGCUGGUGUUCAAGGAUUUGAGAUUAUGGCUGCUGCACGAGACAAUGGAUUGGUUGUCGUCGGUGGGGAGUGCCCUACAGUCGGCAUCGCUGGUGGAUAUACUCAAGGAGGCGGACAUUCGGCAUUGAGUACUAGCUUUGGCCUCUCUGCUGACAAUGUUCUCAACUGGGAGGUCGUGACAGCAACUGGUCGGCUAGUAAACGCCAACAAGAAAGAGAACCCCGACCUCUACUGGGCCUUGAACGGCGGCGGCGGUAGCACGUACGGCAUUGUGGUGUCCAUGACUGUGAAGACCUACAAAGAUACCGUUAUCAGUGGCGCAUCUUUGUCAUUCUUCACUACAGACAACUCGCAGAUUGUGUUUUACGAUGCGAUUCAGGCGUUCCACGAGGAGUUGCCCGCCAUGGUGGAUGCGGGAACUAUGGUCGUUCACUACUUUACAGACUCGUUCUUCUCCAUUUCGCCCAUCAACGCUUACAACAAAACUGCAACCCAAGUCAAAGCCAUCCUCGCACCUUUUGUCAGCAGACUCGAUUCUAAAGGCAUCAAUUACACCACCUCCUAUACCGAGUACAAGACCUACUAUGAGCAUUACGACAAGUACUACGGUCCCCUUCCUCUUGGAAAUAUCAAAAUAGGUACCGCACAGUACGGGGCUCGUUUCAUACCACGCAGUGUUGUGAGUAAUAUCACUGAAACCUGGAAAGCCGUUGUGGAAAAAGGGGUGACUUGGAUUGGCGUCGGGACAAACGUUAAGCCCUUUGGUUCUCACAAUACAACCUCGGUUCACCCAGCAUGGCGAGACACCAUUGUGCAUGCGACUUUGACACUUCCUUGGAAUUUCACUGCCCCAUGGUCGGAGGGAAUCGCAACCCAGGAGAAAAUGACGAAAGAAAUCAUUCCCCUUAUUGAGGCUGCAACCCCUGGGAGCGGUGCAUACGCCAACGAGGGUGACUGGCGCCAACCUAACUUCCAGACAACGUUCUGGGGUUCAAACUACAACAAGUUGCUGAGUAUCAAAAAGAAAUGGGAUCCUCUUGAUCUCUUCUAUGCCACGGUCGGUGUUGGCAGCGAGGCGUGGACUGUUCACGAUGAUGGACGUAUGUGCCGGGCGGGAUGAGGUUUGUAUAGUGUUGCUCUAUGUAGUUGAUCACUUUGUAGUGAUAUGGCUGGGACGUGAUUCAUCCGGUUCUAGUCGCCUCGAUACUAGAACUCAAGCUAAAAAAAAUGUCAAUCAAAGUCUUGUUGUAGAAUCCAAGGCUGUAUAUAAG
Dothidotthia symphoricarpi CBS 119687 is the source of this 1939-nucleotide messenger RNA. Its product is annotated as FAD-binding domain-containing protein. Bases 94 to 1788 code for a protein of 564 amino acids. NCBI's taxonomy places the organism in Eukaryota, Fungi, Ascomycota, Dothideomycetes, Pleosporales, Dothidotthiaceae. The record is from RefSeq and is a predicted model, not a curated record. Gene Ontology annotation, molecular function: oxidoreductase activity; FAD binding. The transcript has 2 exons.